UACAGAGAGAGAUGAGUUGAGACGUGAACCACUCAUCUCUCCGUGGCCAACUUGGCAACCACCUCCACACUCCUCGCCGGCUCGAUCAGUAGCAGUUAUGCCCUCCUCGCCGCCGCACCUCGCCGCCGCGCUGGACGCCGCGCGCCCCUUCCUGCGCGGCGAGGAGGAGCAGGUGGACCCGGCGCUCCCGAAGCUGGCCGGCGUGCUGCGCGCGGCGGGCGCCGGCGAGUGCUGGCACAAGCACGGCACCUUCCUGGCCCACCUCCUCGACGUCCACCGCAUCCUCCGCCUCUGGGGCGCCCCCGACGCCGUCGCGCGCUGCGGCCUCUACCACUCCGCCUACUCCAACUCCUAUGUCAACCUCGCCAUCUUCCAGCCCGACGUCGGCCGCGACCACGUCCGCCCCAUCGUCGGCGCCCCCGCCGAGCGCCUCGUCCACCUCUUCUGCGUCGUCCCGCGCCACCAGCUCAUCCACGACGACCUCCUCUUCCACUACGCUGACCAGGACCUCCUCGCCGACCUCGCCUCCUCCGAGGCGUCCCUGCACGACGCGCAACGCGGCCUGUUCCGCGACGCCGAGCCAUGGCGCCUCAAGAUCCAGCGCCUCCUCCCGCCCACAGGAAUCACUGUCAAGCACAUCAGGACCGGCGAGGAUGUGGCGCUGUCGAGGCGAGUCGUGGCAACCUUCCUUCUGAUGACAAUGGCGGACUUCAGUGACCAGCUGUUCGACUGGCAGGACCGCCUCUUCAACAACAGCAAUGGCCACCUCGAGUUCAGUGGCAACAGCUGGGCGUCGCUCUGGCCAGGCACCGGCAAGCCCGGCCUCUGGACCACCUCCAUCUCCCGCAUGGGCGCGCUCUACACCCUCAUCGUUCGCGAGGAAGAGAUAUACAUCGCUCACCGGCAGCAGAGCAGCAGCCUCGGCCGCCAAGAAGGCGACGGCCGUGACGAGGACAUCGAGCUGGUUAUCCCGCCGGUGUUCAACGGCUGCACCGAGGUGGUCAGCGCCGACGACCAGAAGGCGGCACGGGACCUCUACUGGGAGGCAGUCUGCAGCGGCGGCGACGGCGAGGAUGAGACGGAGACGGAUUGGCGCAGAGUGGAGGAGCUCCUGCGGCAGAGCAUUGGCAAGAACCCGUUCGUGGGAGAGCCUCGCGUGGUUCUUGGGCAGGUUCUGCUCAACAUGGAGAUGUACGAGGAGGCAGAGGAGCAGGUGGAGGCGGGGCUGGAGCUGCUGCUGGAGUGGGGGAGCAGCUGGGACAAGAGAAUGCCAUGGGAAGCUUGGGUGUCAUGGGGCAGGGCGAUGCUGACCAAGGCCAAGGACAAGGAUUGGCCGCACACCUCCUUCGGCAUCCUCAGCCUAGGCCUUGUCAAGUGAUCGAUCACCUCGGAUUCAUAUGUAUAUGUGCUGAUGCAGGUGCUGCCAUGGCUUCUUCUUCCAUCCUGUGUACCAAAACUACUGCAGAGUAUUUCUGUCUGUUCCUUCUUUCCUUCCUUCCUUCCUGUCAGUCUCUGGUGGUUAAGCUGCAGGUGCAAAUGUCAGAACACCAUUUGAUAUGCUACCCUCUAAGCAAUUACCAUGUGCAUAGCUCUAUUGACAUGGAAUAUUGUAGACAUACGGUGGAUAUGGAAUAAAUUAUGUUUCCUACUGA
This is a messenger RNA of Oryza brachyantha (malo sina), 1652 nucleotides long. RefSeq lists its product as uncharacterized. Bases 98 to 1378 code for a protein of 426 amino acids. The record is from RefSeq and is a predicted model, not a curated record. The transcript has 2 exons. Lineage: Eukaryota; Viridiplantae; Streptophyta; Magnoliopsida; Poales; Poaceae.